AUUGACUGAUUCGGUAGUUUAACCUUAGCGUUGUACUGAAUACCUAGCUCUAGACCUCCAGUAGCAACGUUAUGCUGAAUCGCGUCUUUUGUGGUUCUUUGUAUCCGGACUCUUUCGCUCCAGCUGCAAGCUUCAACCGCCAAUCUUAAGACCUCUCGGUAAAACAACACGUGCCUUGUCAUGCGACCGGUACCGCGUUGAACGUUCCUGGACGGUGCGACUGUGCAUUGCGCCCUAGCCAUGGUCUACAGGUCAACACCCAGUCUUCUCGUGUUUUGCAACCUUCCAAUGUCCUAACAUCAGCAUGUGCCCUGGAGACAUGCGCCCCAACCUAUUUCGCUAUGCUUCUGAGCGCGGCACGGUCCAGCUGAAAGGAUUUGCUCGGUUGCAACUCUUUACAAAUGACAUGAAGCUCUGGUUGUGAACGACCGGCUCGUCAUCUUUCAGUGCAAGAUGUUACUAGUUACCCUGACUUUCGCAGUACUCUUGCUGAGGGCUGCGGUAGAUGCUGCGGAAACUGUCGUAUUACCUCCUAUAUCAGUGAAACCAUCUAAUGCGUCUCAAGUCCUGGACCCAAGACUGGCUUCCUUCUCAAUAGAAUUUUCGUACAUGACGUCGUUUGGGGGGAAUAAAACCAAUCCGAACACUCUAACAAGGGAAUUGAUGCAGCGUCUUGUAGAACGGACGGGUGUUGGUCCUGAUGUCCGUCCGGGUGGAAUCACGAUUGAUAGUAGUGUAUAUUCGUCUACUGCACCUGCACUUGUGCUGGAUGAGAGCCCCGCCGGUGGUAUUUUUCGCACUACAUUUGGUCCCGCAUGGUACGAGUCUCUGGAGGCCUUCCCAGAUUCUUCCCUGAUCGUUGUGACCGUUAACCUUGGAAACGACACGAUUCAAUUCGCUCGGGACGAGAUCCAAGCUGCCAUCGAGCAUAUCGGAUGGAAGCGUAUUCGCGCCUUUGAGUUGGGUAAUGAACCAGACCAUUAUCCAGGCGGUUCUCGUCCACCACAGUGGUCUUCGUCAGACUACACAGCUCAGUAUUUGGGUUGGACUGCAUUCCUCUCGAGGAACCUGUCCCUGCCCUCUCACAUAUUCCAAGCGGGUGGGUUUGUCGAUACAUGGUCCACAAAAGAUAUUAUCGACGAGGGCGUGGAUACCACCGGGUCUGUCAAACUCUUUGCUCAACAUACAUAUCAGUAUUCCACUUGUGAUCCGGCAAGGAAUACGAUUGCGACCCUACCGAAUCUGGUCAAUCACCAGAACAUUACCGCAUAUCUGUCUCAAUGGAAACUACAGGUUGCAGCAGCCAAGAGCGUCGGGAAAGAGUUCGUCGUUGGGGAAUACAACUCAGUAUCGUGUUCCGGCAAGGAAAAUGUCACCAAUACAUUUGGGCAAGCGUUAUGGCUGGCGGAUACCAUACUGUUCGCGGGGUCGAUGGAUAUUUCUAGGAUGUACCUUCAUCAGGGUGCUACUCUGGUCCUCCAAAGCAGUCAGCAAGCAAAUACGCCAGGUUUUUCGUGGUAUGAUCUCUGGUACCCUGUCCCAACAGACCGAUACGGGUCCGCCCGAGCUUCGCCUUCAUUCGUCGCAUACCUUCUCAUUGCAGAAACCAUCGGUUCAUCCAACCAAUCCCAUAUCGCACUUCUUCCCUCAAUCUCCUCUCAUCCUCAAUUCGCUGCCUACGCCGUUUGGGACCCUGCGACUCGUGCAUCGGACGUUGCGAGAUUAGUAUUACUGAAUCUCGCAACUCGGAUUAUAACGAGUACGGAAGAAGAGAAGGAAGCUAUUGCGGUUACGGUUGACUUGAGUCCUUACGUUAGGGAAAAUCAGCACGCAACAAUGAAAAGGAUGACUGCGUUAGGAUUGGAUUCCACGGAUUCGAGGACAGCGACUUGGGCGGGGCAGAGUUAUGAGAAUGGGACGGCGAGUGGAGUCGAGGUGAUUGAAUCAUUGGAUGAAGGAAAGGUGACUGUGCAAGGGAGUGAAGGCGUACUGGUAUUCUUCUAAAGGGCUAACGUCAUUCCACACCACUCUGUUAGCACCUGUACAAACUGCCAUCAUAUCUGUCUGACAUGAUUGAAUGACGGGUCAAAGAGCUUGGUCACAAGUCAGAGAUAUAUACAUAUCAGUCCCAGUCAGACGCGACUGUGAUAAGUCAUGUACGCAUGUGGCUGCUUAGUACCAUCGGCAAGCAAGUGAACCAUGGAUAACAGCAGUUCUAACAAGG
Molecule: messenger RNA, 2224 nt
Organism: Somion occarium
Lineage: Eukaryota; Fungi; Basidiomycota; Agaricomycetes; Polyporales; Cerrenaceae
Source: the annotation of a GenBank genome assembly